Messenger RNA from Sclerotinia trifoliorum, 1343 nucleotides. The record is from the annotation of a GenBank genome assembly. Lineage: Eukaryota; Fungi; Ascomycota; Leotiomycetes; Helotiales; Sclerotiniaceae.
UUGCCAAAUAUCCUUACAUCAUAAAUUCAAUGCAGCCUCAUUGAUUCUCAUGGUUAUCAAAGUCUAUUAGUCUAUUAGGUAUGUUCUUGUAUUGUUUUUGUACUUGUCCUUAACAUUCUUCAAUUCUUCAAUCCGCUCUCAAUUAUGAAGCCUUUAAAUAUAAGGCCUUUUCUUUCGAGACCUUCUUUAGCAAGGAGAUUAUGUAUAUUUCGAAAUUACGCUGUACAAUCCCCAGGAUCGCCCACAUUACAAGUUUUCGAUAGACAUACAAAAUAUCUACAAAAAGAACGUGCAGCUCUAGACAAGGAGAAAAGUAGACAAGUGGAUUACCUGAAGGAUGAGGUGGCCAUGCGACUUGCGGAAAGGUUAUUGGUGAGAUUCUUUGGUUCAAUUGAGUUCAAAUAGCUCAUGAUAAUACAGGAUAUCAACAGACAUUUUGAUCAUGUCUUAGACCUUGGAGCGAACUCAUGUAACAUAGCAAGAGCUCUCACUCUACCCGGUCCAGACAUCAACCCCGCGAAGCCUACGUCUCCUCCACUUUCCUCCCGCAUUACUCGUCUCACGGCCGCAGACUCAUCUCGAAAUAUGUUACAUCGAGACGAAGAUUUACCGUUCAAUAAGGAAAUAAACCUCACACGCGAAGUGCUUGACGAUGAGGAAAGGUUGCCUUAUGAAGCAGGAACAUUUGAUGCAGUGUUGAGCUCUUUGAGUAUGCAUUGGAUCAACGACCUUCCAUCUCUACUCGCGCAGAUCAAUCACGUAUUGAAACCAGAUGCACCUUUCAUUGCAGCAAUGUUUGGUGGCGAUACAUUAUUUGAGUUGCGCACUUCAUUGCAGCUCGCAGAUACGGAACGAAGGGGAGGAGUCUCUCCACAUGUUUCACCUCUAGCAGAUGUAAGAGAUAUUGGAGGAUUGCUGCAGAAAGCGGGGUUCAAAAUGUUAACCGUGGAUAUUGAUGACAUCAUUAUUGACUUUCCCGAUACAUUUGCCCUGAUGCAAGAUUUGCAGCGGAUGGGCGAAAGCAAUGCCAUACUAGGAAGAGAGGCAGGUGCAAUCAAGAGGGAUGUACUUCUGGCAAACGAGGGAAUAUAUCGAGAAUUACAUGGAAACGAGGAUGGGACAAUACCUGCAACAUUCAGGAUGAUAUAUAUGAUUGGUUGGAAGGAAGGACCGAAUCAGGCACAACCAUUACCUCGAGGUAGUGGAGAGAUCAAUAUCAAAGAUAUUCUUGGCGGUGGAGAGGUUAGAUGAAAAUGCAUUGUUCAGAUAACAAUGCUUGCGCUGUGCAGUACUCGUCGACAUGAAAUAAAUAUGUAAUAUCACCUGUCUCAAGGACCUCAAGG